Messenger RNA from Striga hermonthica, 594 nucleotides. Lineage: Eukaryota; Viridiplantae; Streptophyta; Magnoliopsida; Lamiales; Orobanchaceae. The record is from the annotation of a GenBank genome assembly.
GAUCAUCCUAAGCGGACUAAAAACAAGACUGGAAAAAGCUUCAGGGGCGUGGGCGGACGAGUUAACAUUCGUGCUCUGGCGUAUAGAACCACUCCAAGGUCGACCACCGGCGAGACGCCCUUUAGCUUGGUGUAUGGGAUGGAGGCACUUUUACAAGUUGAGCUGGAGCUACAAUCCCAACGAUCGAGCACUUAUAACCAGGAGCAAAAUGAGGAACUUAUGCUAACUGCCCUGGACACCAUUAAAGAACUUAGAGAGCAAGCCUCGACCAGGGUUGAAGCAUACAAACAACGGAUGAGAGCAGCACAUGACAUGAAAGUGAAGAUCCGCCGAUUCCAGGUGGGAGAUCUGGUAUGGAAGAGGGUAGAUGUGCUCAAGCAUGUGGGAAAGAUGCCAGGUCUGAGUCUCAGUACACGGGGAGAUUGCGAAGAGAGUCUUCACCACCAGCCUUCCGAUUGGAGAUCCGCCAGCAGCCAGGAGAGGAUGACCAACAUAUUUCAGAGUUUCGUUUUGAAAUUAUGUCUUAUCAGUAGAACACCUUCUUUCAGAAAAGUGUCCAUUUUCAGUCAGCCGUAUUCUACAAUUCACUUAAUU